AUGGGCCUCGCUUGCGUCGUGGCGCUUGUCCCAGCCCUGCUCGCGCACGGAGGGUCUGGCGCGGGCGAGGCGCCUGCAGGCCUCGGCGGUUGGCCUGGGGGAAGGGCUGCUGCCAGCCGUUAUCUCUAUGACCGCUUUGAGCGGUCUGAGCACCACGAGUCGGACAGCAACCGCCACGCGUCCACGCUGCGCAUGCUCGCGGCCCAGUGCCACUCGGUGGCAGAGGUUGGCCUGCGGAGCGUCCUCUCCACCUGGCCUCUGUUGCAGGGCCUCGCGGACUCCUCGAUCGCGGGUCCCGAGGAGCCGAAGUGGCACUUUGCCGUGGGCGCGGUUCCCUUCCAGCACGCCGCGGAGGCGGGCCGCGUGGCGAGCAGCCUGGGGAUCGACUACAAGUUCCUGCAGGGGGACACCCUGACCACCGGCCUCGGCGGCGACGUGGACCUCCUCUUCCUCGACACAUUCCGUGCGUACGCGCAGCUCCGCGCCGAGCUGCGCCUCCACGCGCGCCACGCGCGCCGUUUCAUCGCCAUCCACGGCACGCAGACCGACGGCCGACGGGGCGAGUGCGUGCGCGCGGGCCGCCGGGGGCUCCCCGCGCACGAGGCGUGCGGCGAGGGUGCGGCGAGGCUGGGGGUGUCGGCCUCGGAGGUCCGAGGAGGACUGUGGGCGGCGAUGGAGGAGUUCCUCGCCCUGCGCCCGGAGUGGCGCGUCUCGCACCACUUCAGCACGGGCAGCGGCCUCACCGUUCUGGAGCGCCAGGUGCCGCUGCCGCACGAGCCCCGCAUCGGAGGCUGGGGGCCACGGUGCAACUUCACGAGCCACGACCUGACCCACCGACGGUUCGAGGUCGCCGGGCACCUCUGGACUGCCCACAUGGACGUGCUGCAGGAAGAGCUCCGAAGGCUCCAGGCCGCGGCCGACAGGGAGUCGACCGCCUGGGCGCACGCGAGGCUCGCGGUGCUCAGGUAUGUGCUCAGCUUCUCGCAGCUGCAGGGCACCUUCGACUUCCUGGCGCCGCUGCAGGAGGCCCUGCGGCUGGACCCCGUGCAGCCGCAGGCGUGGGACUUCGACGGGUGCACGGGCAGCCAGAUCUAUGUGGAGCAACUCCUGGCCAAGUCCGGAAGGAAAUUGGGCAACGAUCUGGAAAUGUUUGAGCUUGUGCAGAUUUGUUUGUGGCCUCAUGGGCCCGUUUACUGCCGCCCUCUGCCAUUCCACGAGCUCCUGGACAACCACGGGCCCCUCCGCGAGGCCGACCUCGCGCUGGGUUCUCUCCUGCUCCGAAGGGGCGCCCUCGAUGAGGCCCGGGCCCGCCUGAGCGCGGCGGUGCUCGCUGCGCCGAGGAGCCGGCAGACGGCGGGCCACGUGGGCGAGGUGCUGCUCAGGGCUGGGCUGACGUCGGAAUCCGAGGAGGUCUUCGAGAGCGCGGUGGACCGCGGCCUCUGGCACAGCGUCCACCAGCGGCCCCGGCUCAGCUUUUUCCCCGCCAUGCUGCCCUUUGGCGACGGCUUCUUGGACGAGGAUCAGCUGCCCCCCGAGCUGAAGUUGAUCCGCUCGGGACUGGAGGCUGGUUGGGCGACAUUCCGGAAGGAGGCGCUUGAGGCCCUCGAAAAUCCGCUUCACGUCACCAAGGAAAGGCGAAAAACGCCUGCGGGUAGUUGGUCGGAGGUGCACAUCAUGUCCAGCGGGGGCUGGAAUGAGGACCCGAGGGUUGGGUGCCGCAUGGAGCUGUUCCCCUCGACGUGCAGGCUGCUCGAGAAGGUCUUCAUGCAGGUUCCCUACACGCUCAUGCUCCGCGCUCGCCUGACCAUCGUGGAGCCGCCUCUGACGGUGAUCAACAGGCACGGGAGCAAUGCCCCGGGCCGAUUGCGCAUGCAGUGCGCCCUGGCGGUGCCGCGGGACGCGACCAAUCUGCUGCAGGUGGGGGCGGAGGCCCGCAACAUGACGGAGGAGGGACGUUGCCAUUGGUUCGACGAGUCUUUCGAGCACGAUCUCCGCUACGAGCACGGCUCGCUGGAGAGGGUCGCAUUGUAUGUCGACGUCGAGCACCCGGCGCUGCGGAGGGAGCACACCAGGGGCACUGCGGAGUUGGAACCCGAAAUCUUCAGCAACAUCUAUUGGCUGCAGACUCUCUGCCGGGGCGACAUGCAGCGACAGCUGGCCGCACUGUGA
Molecule: messenger RNA, 2169 nt
Organism: Prorocentrum cordatum
Lineage: Eukaryota; Dinophyceae; Prorocentrales; Prorocentraceae
Source: the annotation of a GenBank genome assembly